GAAAUGCUGUCAUUCUGGGAUGUGGCCAUUGAUUUCUCUCCAGAAGAGUGGGAAUGCCUGGAGCCUGCUCAGUGGAAUUUGUACAGGGAUGUGAUGUUGGAGAAUUACAGCAACCUUGUGUUCCUUGGUCUUGCUGUCUCUAAGCCAUGCCUGGUGACAUUUCUGGAGCAAAGGCAAGGGCCUUGGGAUGUGAAGAUACAGGCCUCUGGCACCAUGCACCCAGGUGCGUCUUCCUCAAACUUGGGCGAGAGUCCUGCCCUGCUCUACAUUCCUGUUGCGUCUCUGACACGGAGGAAAUGCUGUCCUUCUGGGAUGUGGCCAUUGAUUUCUCUCCAGAGGAGUGGGAAUGCCUGGAACCUUCUCAGUGGAAUUUGUACAGGGAUGUGAUGUUGGAGAAUUACAGCCACCUUGAUUUCCUGGGUCUUGCUGUCUCUAAGCCAUUCCUGGUGACAUUUCUGGAGCAAAGACACGGGCCUUCAGGUGUGAAGAGACAAGCAACAGCCACCGAGCAUUCAGGGACAACACCCAAUGAAUGUAAUGAUUACAGCAAGGUCUUUGGUGAUAAUUCAUUCCUUAUUCAACGCCAGAGAAUUCACACAAGGGAGAAACGCUUCAAAUGUGAAGAAUGUGGUAAGGCCUUUAGUUCUCGCUCAACACUUUCUGUACAUCAGAGACUUCAUACUGGAGAAAAACCCUACAAGUGUGAAGAUUGUUGUAAGACCUUUAAUACUCGAUCUAAACUUUCUAUACACCAGAGAAUUCACACUGGAGAAAAACCUUACAAGUGUGAAGAAUGUCAUAAGGCCUUUAGUACUCGUUCAACACUUUCUGUACACCAGAAAAAUCAUACUGGAGAAAAACCCUAUAAGUGUGAAGAAUGUGGCAAAUCAUUUUACUAUCCAUCAAUGCUGAAGCAACAUCAAAGAAUUCAUUCUGCAGAAAAGCCCUAUAAGUGUGAAGAAUGUGGCAAAGCUUUUUAUGAUCCUUCAUUCCUGAAGAAACAUCGAAGAGUUCAUUGUGCAGAGAAACCCUACAAGUGUGAUAAAUGUGGGAAAUGUUUUUCCUAUUCUUCAGACCUUAAAAUACAUCAAAGAAUUCACUCUGAAGACAAUCCCUACAAGUGUAGGGAAUGUGGCAGAGUCUUUUCUAAGCUUUCUACCCUUGCUAAGCACGAGUUUGUUCAUUCUAGAGAAAAAUCGUACAAGUGUGAAGAGUGUGGGAAUGCCUUUGCUUCUAAAUUUUCCAUGGUUCAGCACAAGUUAUGUCAUACUGGAGAGAAAUCCUACCAAUGUGAAGGAUGUGGCCAAAUUUUUUACUCUACUUCUGACCUAAAGAAACAUAGAUGACUUCACUGUCAAGAGAAACUGUACAAGUGUGAAGUCUGUGGAAAAGCCUUUUCUAGCAAUUCUUCCCUGACUCAGCACAAAAUAGUCCAUACUGGAGAAAAACAACACAAAUGUGAUAAGUGUGGCAAAAAGUUUGCCUAUCCUUCAAAACUGAAGAGGCAUGAGAAAAUUCAUAGUGGAGAGAAACCCUACAUAUGUGUAGUGUGCGGCAAGAUCUUUUGUACUCAUGCAGAACUUUCUGUACACAAGCGAUCUCAUGCUGUGGAGAAACCACACAAAUGUGAAGAGUGUGGGAAAACCUUUUGUAUGCUCUCAUCCCUUCCUCUGCACAAAUUGCAUCAUACAGGCAAGAAAUCUUACAAGUGUGAAGAAUGUGAAAAAAUGUUUUACUCUACUUUAGACCUUAAAAAACACCUUAUAAUUCAUACUGGAGAAAAACCAUACGAGUGUGAAGAAUGUCACAAAGCCUUUUGUAAUCAAUCAGCCCUUAAUAGACACAAGGCGGUUCAUACAGGAGAGAAACUCUACAAGUGUGACGAGUGUGACAAAGUCUUUACCUAUUCUUCAGACCUUAAAAGGCAUCAAAAUAUUCACUCUGAAAACAACCCACACAAGUGUGGGGAAUGUGGCAAAGCCUUUGUUAAUCUUUAUAGCCUUACUCGACACAAGAUAUUUCAUACUGGAGAGAAAUCCUACAAAUGUAAAAAGUUUACAUAUCUUUAGCACUUAAAAGACAUCAAAUAAUUCAUUCUGAAUACAAAUUCUGUGAGUGUGUGGAGUAUGGCAAAAUCUUUGGUAAUCAUCAGAACUUGUCCAACCCAAAUGAAUCCAUAGUGGAGAAUAUUAUUGCCUUAAUUAUUUUAGAAUCUCAACAGGAACAUCUGACUUCCACCAGCACAAAUGCUAAGAAUGUCACCAAAGAACAGUAGAGACUUCUCUUUGUUGUAACCUCCCUACCAGUUUCUUCAAGCAGUGUGUUUGAAACUUGCCUUGACUUAUGACUUUUUCUUCUAUAACUAUAAUUGUUCCAUAAAACUUACCAUGUCAAAACUUUGUUGAGUACCCUGAAUCUGAGAUCUGAGCUGUGGUACAGCUGUUUUUCCCAGAGGGGUCACCCAUGCUCUUGUAAUAACAUCUCCCCUGAGUGUGUAAGAAGCUCCAUAAACUCAUAUUUCUCACCAUGUUGGACUUUGGUGAAAUGGUUGCAUUAGUAACAAUCUGGGCUGAAUGACAUUAGUCAUUUUCUCCCCAGGAAAUGCUAACAAAACACAUUAUCAUAUUUGAUUCCAGAAUAAAGAAUCUCAUUUAUUUUAAGUUCA
Messenger RNA from Peromyscus maniculatus bairdii (prairie deer mouse), 2665 nucleotides. RefSeq lists its product as uncharacterized. Gene Ontology annotation, biological process: regulation of DNA-templated transcription. Lineage: Eukaryota; Metazoa; Chordata; Mammalia; Rodentia; Cricetidae. The record is from RefSeq and is a predicted model, not a curated record.